AUGGGCCCCGCCAAGCCAAGAUCGGGCCGGGAUGCCAAUGCUGAGUCUCUUCGCAGUCCGUCUGCCUCUUGGUUUAUCAUGAAACCCGCUGACUUUGAUGACGCAGUAUCCAUACUAAGUGGCACCUCGACAGAACGGUCAAAGGCACUCCAGGAUUUGAUCGAAUUCUUCAGGAAAAGGGCCCAGACACCUAAUCAGCCGAGUUUGGCCAGCGAUGCCUACCAUGGACUUCUCGAGGCUUUGUUUCAGUGCACCCUGACUGAAAAGCAAGGUUACUUUAGGAAAACCACGAAGUCGACAGCAACUACGAAGCUCACCAAAUGUGGGGAGGCUUUGAGGUUGGCUGUGGAACAUGGAGCUCCUAGGAUGAAGCGCAAGAUGGCGCGGGCCAUCAUCGACCACAUCACCCAGACACUUCCGGGCCCAAAUCAAGAUUAUAUCGAGCCCUUGAUGAAGGACUAUCUAAAAGCUUUACUAGCACUGCUUGGACAGCCGGCCAAUGUUGAGCAGCUUGCUGCGUUGGAGGGCGAAGGGUGGAUCACUUGCAUCGACUUUCUGGUUGAUGCCAUAUCCCAGUAUUUGGGAAAUGGCGGUCGCGAUACAGAACUCUCAACCCGCGCAUCGCCAGCCCCAAGCUUUGCCUUGACACCAUCGCUCACUCUGUCCACGGCAAGAUCCAGUAUUCUAUCCACUCAUAGGUCGACCUCGCAGAGCCAGCAGCUUGUCCUACAGGACCUUGUCCAAGGUAUCCUCCUCUUGGUGUCGGCAUCAAACGCUCCUCUCGCCUGCAGAAGCGCGGAUAUCAUGAACACUCUCGUCCAAGUGCUGCAUCUCAAGCAACUCAACCUCAGCUGGCUACAUCGGGCCGCUUUCACCGCCCUGAAUCAUAUCAUCCCAUCUGUGCAAGUCGAGGAGUCUUCUCUGACGAACAGCUUAACUCGAGAUCUUCUCCCUCUUCUCAGCCAUUGGUGGUACCCUUCGUCCUCCGCAACCCAGAGUGAGUCGAUCAACUCGGUACGAGAUCAGAUCCUAUGCGUUCUAUACAGUCUACGUCUGAAUCUAGAAGCUCUCAUUCUCCAAGAUGAAGAUGAAACCCUGGAAAGACACGUGGAAGAUGUCUUGGAUGCCUUGUGGUCAGAGUACUCGAAAAGGGAUGAGCGAACCCGCCUGCAGAUAGGUGACCUAUCAUUCGUUCCAAAUCCCACCAGCCCUUUCCUGACCAAGACCUUUUCGCUUCGACGAUUUGACAUUGGUGCAGAGAGAAGAUGGGGUGUGGUUGAAAUCCUUGCGAUAUUGGACAAUAUUCAUGCUCGAGCCACGAAGAAUCGCCAACAACGACGUCCGGAGGGCGAUGAUCAACCUCGCAAAAGACGCCGUGUCAUUGAGGCAAUCAGCAAAUCUCAUGAGAGCAUCCGCUCAUCAGACUUGGGUGUGCAGUUGACUGGACUUCAGGUUAUCACCUUUCAAGUACAGAAGGUCCCAGAUGAUUGUGCGGAGCUGCUCCCAGACAUGAUGGAGAUGAUCAGCCACAAGCAGGCCAAUAUCUCGUCCUGGGCUAUGAUUGCCUGUGCAUGCUACGGGCAACAAUCGACACAAACUGCUCAGGACAGCGCUACUCUAUGGAAGCAGGUUUGGCAGGUGUCAGUACGGUGCAUGGGUCUUCCGGGAGGCACUCGAGCGGCUUGUCUUGUCUUGCAUACUAUACUGGAUUUUCAGUUAAUCCCCCCCCACUCCAUCAUGGACGACAUCAACAACAUUAUCACAUCAGCCGACACGAGUGGGCCUGCCUCGCUCGUGGACUCGUCUCUCAGUCUUAUGCUGCAUCUUCUUCAUAUGCGCAAUUCCGUCCUGCCCAACGCCAGUCAGGCCACUUGUGGACACAUUGUUCGAUGGAUGUUCUCGAACUGGAAACCAGUUGACGCCAGCUACGCAGCUGUGCACUCCGUCCACGCAAGUCCGGUGGAUAUUGUCAACAUGCUCAUGGCAUGUAUUGGCGACCAGCCUCUAAGUAUUUGCGAAUUAUCUCUCCCCCCUGGUGGUCUAAUAUGCCAGACAUGGGCCAGACAAGCGCAGCUCGAGCCAGUGAUGCGGUAUCUCCUCAUGCUUGAGACGCCCCGGGCAAAUGCGGUCAGAGAUGGUGCAAUGUGCCAAAUUUUCAAGGCAAGCAACCCACUGCAGGCCACUGAUCCAGCCGAUUCCAAUUCAGCAAAGAAAUUAAUCCUGGAGCUAUUGUCUCCUGUGGCGGAGGAAUUUCUCCUUCUGACGGAAAGCUGGGUGCGAAAGGGCACAGAAGCAGCAAGUCAGCUAUCAACAGAACGCUGGCAUGCCUUGGUCUCCUUCUGCAUAACCGCAGCUCUGCUGGUCCCGCAACUGCAAGGCCUGAACUCGUCCAUGUCGAGACAGCUAGAGUCUACGAUGGAUACGUUGUUUGACAAUCUAGCUAGCUCUCUUGUGGACUCUGGGCAAAACCAAGGCUAUCUUGAAACUUGUCUAGGUGCUGUCUCCGUACACAUACCAGCAUUGAACACAUCUUCACUCGAGAGCUGGUUCAGACGCAACACGGCCCUGCAGAAGCUUUUGCAGAAAAUCUCUGCCGCAUUGAAAGAGCGGACACUACGGCAUUCUUCAGCACAGCACCAGGAUGUCAUGGAUCUGGACGAUGAGUUUGAAUCGCAGGCAAGUCAGAAUAGCUCGGCUGCGAAAAGUUCUGACCAUCCACGUCAAGAUCUGCCACUUGCCGUCAACUCGGAAGCAUUCUAUCUCGUCACUGAGCAACGUUUACAUCUCCUCGUAACACUGAAUGAAGAUGAUCAGAUCGGCAUUCUAAGCGGCAUGUUCGUGGACCAGCUACUGUCACUUCCCGAAGAAGACAUCAUCUUAUGCCGUCAUUUCCUCCAAGACAUCUUUGCGUCGGACCUUGUGAUCACCCCUGACGACGCUCUCAAGCUUGUCGAAAGCGCGGGUGGAAUAAUAAGCGAAAACCAGUAUUCGUGCUGCGAAGUAGCAUUGGGGUUAUGCCUUGAUGUGAUGGAAGGACUGAUCAGCCUUUGGACUGAAGAGAAGCUUGAGGUAUACGCAAGAGUGGGCGAUCUCUACACCUAUCUGAUCAAACAAUCUUUACCCAAGAAUAGUCUGUCGCCCAUCGCACAGAUCCGGCUUGGGAGGCUUCUUUACCGGCUUUUAGAGAUCCGACCGGCGUACGGAAACGAUCUUGGGCUGCCUUCAUGUCGAUCUUCGCUGUUGAAACUUCUACAAGAGGGCAAUAUGUUGGUCAAGUAUUUCAUUGGCACCGAUCUACCCAAGAUAUUUGCUCUUUUUGUGCUCAAAGUGCACGACGAUAUCUUCAUUGAUAUUCUCAAUAGUCUCCCCUCCGACGGCGAGAAGAUCGAGGGUAUCGCAUUGCGCCUCCUGUCACUUGCUGGUAUGGCCUGCAAAUGGCCUACCCUUCUCAGGCGCUGCAUUUAUCACAUCUUCGAGACCCCAGGGCGAUUGGAGAAUUGUACCAAGUACGCUUCUCGAUGCCUCAACGUCAUUGCCGAGGCACUCGCUCUUGAUUCUGCCCGGAGCCUCUUCAAACUCUUCGCCCCGCAGCUUCUCUACACUUGGCUCGAGGAAGACUCCAUAGAAGACAUCCCAUAUGAGAUAUUCGGGUUCCCAGACCUGAACUCACUGCUUGAACUCGGUCAAGCAGAGGCUUCUGCACUCAUGAUCAUGCGAGGCCAAGAUGAGCAGGUCAAGUCUCUGUCGCAAAUGCUCGGUGUGGCCAAUGUUGAACUUGUCAAGAACAACUUCACGAAGAUCCUAGCCUACAGCAUUGCCCACGAUGUGGCCGUGCCCAAGGAUCAACAUAUACCGACUGGUGAGAGCCGGGUGCGAAAGCUCCUCGGUAAGGAACCUUUUCUCGAGUGUCUGUACCUCAACUUUGUCGAUAUUGUCGCGCUUUUCUUCGACCUCUUCGACCAAGAAGAUCCCAUCGAGAAGUACUUUGCCAAGGAAGCGAGCCUCCAGUAUGCGAAUGAGGUCAUGGCAGAGAUCAAGUCAUUUGGGCAUUCGGCAGUCACAUUACCUCCGAAUCAGCAGCCCAUGUUCAAAGCCAAGUUCCUAGUGAAAGAGCUUCUGCAGCUCUGCAGCCGCACCGAGUACGAAUUGGCAACACUAUGGAGUCCGGCCUUGGUAGUCUUGAUUGCUCGCAAGCUUUUCAACACCAUCCAUCCGGCCCUCGGGUCCCUGCACGCCUGCUCCGUAUUGAGGAAGGUGAGGGUGCUCAUAUGUCUUGCUGGAUCCCAAGCAACGAGUUCCUACCCAUUGGAGAUGUUGCUCCAUUCGAUUAGGCCCUUCAUUCAAGACAGUGAAUGCGCCGACGAUGCACUUGGGAUCUCACAAUAUCUCAUCUCGAGAGGAACUAGCCAUCUUGCCCAGUGUCCAUCCUUUUUCGCCGGAUAUGCAUUGUCCACUUUGGCCUCACUGCGUAUGUUCUUGGAGUCUAGUCAAUCCAGCACAACCCAGGAAAGUCAAUUCAAGGCUACUAUGACGAAGGCUCAGCUAUUCCAUGGCUGGUUUACCAAGUAUCUCAACGGCUACGACUCUCCCACGUUCAGCAACGACGGACAACGGCAAGCCUUUCGGUCUAUCAUUCGAUCCGCCUCCAACAUCAGAACGUCCGGGAACGCUGAAAAAGGCACACACGAGAGUAAUCUUUUGAUGGAGAUUCUUAAGGAUGGAGAUGGCAGCCAGAGGCUACUCAACAAUUCCGCAAAAGACCUCACCCUUGGCAUGCUCUGUGGCGAUUUCAGAACCCCCCAAUCCAGUAGAGCUGAUAUAAUUGAGACGGAUGACGAUGCGGUCACCUACAAUGCAACUGUAUGGAGAAGCUGCGGGUCUCAAUCGCUACAGAAAGACUACCUGACCUGGGCUGGACGUGUUAUCGGCAGGGCUUUCGCUGCCUCUGGCAAAGUCGAUGAGGCACUCCUUUUGGAAUCCCGUGUCUCGGGGCAUGGGCCAGCUGUUAGGAAAGACAACGGAUCAGAGCAGGGGCUCCUUGAUAUCGUCGGCGAUUUGACAACUAACAAAGACGGGUUCACUGCGGGGCUUGCCGAGUCUGCAUUGAGGACUAUCGUAACUGAAGCUGUCGCUAACAGAGUCAGCGAAGUGCUCCUUGCUUGUCAGAACAGCCUUCCGGAAGCCCUUCUUGCGUCCUCUGACUGGAGCAACUACCAAACGCCCCCCUCUGACUGUUCAGACAACAAUCUUGGUCUCGAAGUCAACGUCUUCGAAUCUUGCCGCAUCGAGUCCACUACUUGGUCACAGGAUCUUGCAGUGCAUCUAGCGAGGUGCGUUCCGGGAGAUGUGGUACUUGCAGUGCUUCCGCCGAUUCUUCAUAAUGUCAAAGGUUUUGCGGAUCAAGCUCUGCCCUUUAUCAUCCACCUGGUCCUGUUCUUCCAGCUUGACAAGCAGCAAGUUGUGAAGCGGAUGCUCUCGGAAGCCAUCAAACCAUGGCUUCAGUCAGAGGCACCGGAAGCAAGGGACAAUAUCAAGCUACUGAUCAAUGUCGUGGUGUAUCUCAGAACUCAAGCGCUGCCAAAUGAAUCGUCUAUCGCCGACCGAUCACAGUGGCUUGAUGUGGACCUUGCUCUGGCCGCUGCCGCCGCAACACGAUGUGGCAUGUUCAAGACUGGACUCAUGUUUGCGGAGAUAGCCAUGUCAGAUUCGGCCCGCACUUCGCGGAGAUCUUCUGCAGCCCGAGACCUUGAUAGCACUGAUGCGACAGAGGUCCUUCUCGACAUAUUCGAGAAUAUCGAUGACCCAGAUGCCUAUUAUGGCCUGCCCCAAGCGCCUGAUCUUUCUAACAUACUCUCCCGGCUGGAAUAUGAGAAGGACGGCAGUAAAAGCCUCGCAUUCCGUGGCGCCCAAUACGACAGCCACCUGCAACAGCGCCGUUCGGCUUCAGGUCGGGAUGCUCGAUCUCUGGUAGAAAUUCUAGGUAAUCUUGGACUGUCAGGGCUUUCACAUUCACUUUUGCAGACCCAACAAAGCCUUGAGGGGGUGUCAGACUCAUUCGACAGUACCUUCACGACAGCUCGGCGUCUCGGUAUCUGGAAUCUUCCAACACCGCCAGCUCAUGACAGUCAGGCCGUCACUCUAUACAAGGCCUACCAAGGCAUCAAUCAGGCAACUGAUGCGGCCAUGGCUCAGAAAGCCGUACAUAAUAGCCUUGGAAACAUGAUGCUCUACCUUGCAAGCCACAAUCUCAAUGUCUCGACCCUGAGAAGACAUUUGGGUGCGCUGGCAGCACUGACCGAGUUGGAUGACAUCUUAAGUGCCAACGAAAAGUCGGACUUGGAAUCGAUGUUGUCCGUGUUUGAGGACCGUUCCAAAUGGAUGCUAAGUGGGCGAUACGAAGAUGUCGGACAGAUCCUGUCAUGUCGCGAGACCUCCCUCCGGGCUCUGAGUCGGCAAGAUCAGCUCCGCGGCAAGAUGAAAAUAUCGCCCGGUGACGCUCGCUUGGUUGAGAUUCGUGGCAUGAUUUUGUCAUCCGGAAUAUAUCGCUUUCAUCAUGCAAGACAAGAAUCUCUGAACCUGGCUACGUCCCUGACAGACAUGAUUGAUCCAACCGAGGCAAUGGGCCUAAAUGUUGACGCAGCUAUCAAGAUGGAAACAGCAAACGCUCUCUGGGAUCAUGGGGAGAUGAUACCUUCCAUCCGAAUGUUGCAGAGCAUAGACAAGGAGUCUGCAUUGAAGAAGCAAGCUGUGCCAGUCAUGCGCUCUGACCUGCUCUCCAAGAUCGGGCAUCAAGUAUCCGUUGCGAAACUUGAAAGCCCAGACAGCAUUCAGAAGAAAUACUUGGAGCCAGCUCUGAAGGAGCUCAAGGGCAAGAGUGAGGGGAAGGAGGCUGGAAAGGUUUUCCAUCAAUUUGCUAUGUUCUGUGACGAGCAACUUCAGAGUCCAGACGGGCUCGAGGAUCUGGCUCGCUUGCAGAACCUGAAGAAGGGCAAAAGUGAUGAGGUUACGUCUCUGAAGAGCCUGAUUGCCAGUACCAAGGAUUCUCAGAUGAAAAACAAGUAUGCGAGCCAUCUGUCCAAAGCCAAGCAGUGGCUCGAACUCGAUCAGCAAGAGCUCCGGCGAGUAGAGCAAACUCGCACCGAAUUCGUGAGGCUCAGUCUAGAGAACUAUCUGCUUUCUCUCAUUGCGUCGGACGAAAACAACAACGAUGCCCUGCGCUUCACGGCACUUUGGCUUGAACGGUCCGAGGAUGAUGGAACCAACGAUGCGGUGAGAAAACAUCUGGACACGGUGCCGACACGUAAGUUUGCACCUCUGGUGAACCAACUUACGUCUCGAUUACAAGAGCAGAACUCGGUGUUCCAGCGACUCCUGAUCAACUUGGUCUUUCGCAUAUGCAUCGACCACCCAUAUCAUGCGAUGUACCAGAUUUGGUCCGGGGUGAAGACGCGUUACAAUAAGAACGACGACGUUGCCAUCCGAAGAUUCAAGGCCACGGAAAAGAUCUCUCAUCACCUCACCAAGGCUGCUUCAGUUGCACCCAUUUGGCAAGCCAUCGACAGGACCAGCAGAGCGUAUCACGCGCUAGCCACCGAACGAGAUCCCAACCGCUACAAAGCGGGGCAGAAGAUGGGAGUCAAGGAGUCGCAAGCAGGUGUGGCCUUGAUGCAAUGCCUUGUCAAGUACCAGAUCCCACCACCAACCUUGCAGAUAGACCUGUCGGCGGACAAGGACUAUUCCAGUGUUCCUAUGAUGACCAAGCUGGAACCGACCAUGUCCAUCGCAUCUGGUGUCAGCGCACCCAAGAUCAUCACUGCAGUGGGCAGCAACGGAGAGAGGUUCAAGCAGUUGGUCAAAGGUGGCAACGAUGAUCUCCGUCAAGACGCCAUCAUGGAACAGGUCUUCGCCGCCGUGUCCUCGCUGCUGAAGCUCCACAGAACAACUCGCCAGCGAAACCUCGGCAUUCGCACAUACAAGGUCCUCCCUUUGACAGCUGUCUCUGGGCUGAUCGAAUUCGUCCCGAACACGAUCCCGCUCCACGAAUACCUGAUGCCGGCUCACGAGAAAUACUACCCAAAGGACCUCAAGGGCUCACACUGCCGAAAGGAGAUCUCGAACGUUCAGAGCAAGACGAUUGAGACCCGGGUCAGCACCUACCGCAAAGUAACAGAGCGCUUCCAUCCGGUCAUGAGAUACUUUUUCAUGGAAUACUUCCCUGAGCCAGAUGAAUGGUUUGCCAAACGGUUGGCAUACACACGGUCAACCGCGGCCAUAUCGAUGUUGGGCCAUGUACUGGGUCUUGGCGACCGUCACGGACACAAUAUCUUGUUGGACUCAAGGACUGGUGAGGUCGUCCACAUCGACUUGGGUGUGGCCUUUGAGAUGGGCCGUGUUCUUCCGGUUCCUGAGCUGGUACCGUUCAGGAUGACGCGCGACAUUGUAGACGGCAUGGGCAUCACCAAGACGGAGGGUGUGUUCCGGCGGUGCUGCGAGUUUACCAUGGACGCCAUGAGAGAGGAGACGUACUCCAUCAUGACCAUCCUCGACGUCUUGCGCUACGAUCCGUUGUAUUCGUGGUCGAUAUCGCCAGUACGUCUCGCCAAGCUCCAGGACGCUCGGCGGAUGGACGACACGGAAACAGACGAGCAGAGCGAGAUGGAGAAUCGAAAAGUGGUGAAUGAGCCAUCCGAAGCGGACAGAGCUCUGGAGGUGGUGCGGAAGAAGUUGUCAAAGACGCUCAGCGUGACGGCCACUGUCAACGACCUCAUCAACCAGGCGACCGACGAGAGGAAUCUUGCUGUUUUGUAUUCAGGUUGGGCCGCAUAUGCCUGA
This is a messenger RNA of Thyridium curvatum, 8832 nucleotides long. RefSeq lists its product as uncharacterized. The coding region runs from base 1 to 8832 and encodes 2943 amino acids. Lineage: Eukaryota; Fungi; Ascomycota; Sordariomycetes; Thyridiales; Thyridiaceae. The record is from RefSeq and is a predicted model, not a curated record. Gene Ontology annotation, biological process: DNA repair. The transcript is spliced from 7 exons. Gene Ontology annotation, molecular function: protein binding; protein serine/threonine kinase activity.